This is a messenger RNA of Mangifera indica (mango), 862 nucleotides long. Its product is annotated as (+)-cis,trans-nepetalactol synthase NEPS1-like. The transcript is spliced from 2 exons. The record is from RefSeq and is a predicted model, not a curated record. Gene Ontology annotation, molecular function: oxidoreductase activity. NCBI's taxonomy places the organism in Eukaryota, Viridiplantae, Streptophyta, Magnoliopsida, Sapindales, Anacardiaceae. Bases 1 to 807 code for a protein of 268 amino acids.
AUGGCUGAGUCUUCAAUGCAGCGUAACAAACUUGAAGGCAGAGUGGCUAUUAUCACCGGUGGCGCCAGCAGCAUCAGCGAAGCCACGGCACGUCUUUUCGCCGAUCACGGUGCUCGCAUGAUCGUGGUCGCCGAUAUCCAAGAUGACCUCGGUCAAGAAGUAGCCAUAUCAAUUGGCACAGACAAGUGCAUUUACAUGCACUGCGAUGUUUCAAAUGAAGAUCAAGUCAAAGUUUAUCAAAGUUUAGUUGACUCCACGGUCCAAACGUACGGUCAACUAGACAUCAUGUUUAGCAACGCCGGGAUUGUAAGUGCCUCUUCACAGACAGUCGUUGACCUCGAUUUCACAACCCUAGACCGUGUGUUUGCCGUGAACGUCCGCGGCAUGGCGGCAUGCGUGAAGCAUGCUGCUCGUGUGAUGAUCGAGAAGGGGGUACGGGGGAGCAUCGUGUGCACGGCCAGUGUCAAUGGUAGCCGCGGUGGUCCACGGCUGACAGAUUAUUCCAUGUCCAAGCAUGCUGUGAUUGGACUGGUUAAAUCCGCCAGUACGCAGCUUGGAGUGCAUGGAAUCAGAGUGAACAGCGUGUUCCCGUCUGCAGUGGCGACUUCAACCUUGUGCAGGUCGUUCGGUGGCAUUGACGCUGAGCAAGCCGAGAAGAUUUGUGAACGACUCGCUAGCCUGAAAGGAAUUGUGCCCAAAGUGAAUCAUGUGGCAGAUACAGUACUGUUUCUUGCGUCUGGAGAUUCUGCAUUUGUAAGUGGGCACGACCUGGUAGAGGACGGUGGCCUUCUAUCGAAAAUGGUCUAGUCUUCUUAGAUAUGAUUGCCCACCAAUCCAUUAUCGGGCUUUUGAUUUUGUUGUG